AUGAGAUAUAUCCAGCAAUUUAAAAAUUCAUUUCUGUUGGAUAUAUUGGAAAUAUGUAAUAUUAUCAACGUUCAUGAAGAGCCAAAUACACAGGAAGAGAUACUAGCGAGACACUUAGCUAAUCUAUCGGCAAAUGAUGCUACACCAAAGAUGAAUUACAAUUUGAAUAGAGUACAUACCAAUGCUACAGCACCCACAGCAAUAUAUACUAAGCAAAAUGAAGAAUGUUCUGAUGGAGACGGAGAUCUAGAAUCGGGUACUUGUAAUAACAAAAUGGUUACACAUGUUGAACCUGAAAAUGAUAAUGACGAUGACGUAAUUUCCCAAAAUAAAUCUGACGCUUGUCAAUCAUUUGUUCAAGAGGUCGAUUCCAAGAAUUCAAUUAUAAAUGAAAAUAAAGAAUCUUUAAGUAGCACAUAUUCUAUGAAAGAUCCCUUUCUAGUGACUUGGCAUGGACCAGAUGAUCCAGAUAAUCCCAUGAAUUGGUCAUUUGCCAUGAAAUUUUUCAUGACUUUCCAGAUCAUGACUUUAACUUGUGUCACUUAUAUGGGUUCUACUAUUCAUACUCCGGGACAGGAGCAGAUACAAGAAGAAUUUCAUGUUGGACAUGUUGUGGGGACAUUAAAUUUAUCUGUUUACGUUCUUGGUUACGGUGUGGGCCCAAUGUUUUUUUCUCCUUUAUCAGAAUUUGCAAGAUUGGGACGCCAACAAAUUUAUAUUCUAACUUUCAUGAUAUUUGGCCUUUUCCAAGUAGGUUGUGCUCUAGUUGAUAAUAUUUAUGGGUUAAUCAUCUUAAGAUUCUUUUCUGGCGUAGUAUCAUCUCCAGCAUUAACAACAGGUGGUGCUACUUUAGCUGAUUAUAUUAAUGAAGAAAAAUUAACUUAUUUCUUGGGUCUUUGGGCCAUUGCUGCAUUUGCAGCUCCUAUCAUUGGACCCAUCGUAGGUGCAGCUAUGGUAGAUGCAGUGGAUUGGAGAUGGCAAUUCUGGCUAUUAUUGUUCGUCACAGGAGCUUGCCUUCUAGUAUUGGCUCCAUUCUUUCCUGAAACUCAAGCUGAAAAUAUUUUAUUUCGUCGUGCCUUAAGAUUAAGAAAAAUCACUGGUGAUAAAAGAUAUUAUACUAUUGAAAGUGAAGAAGAAAAAAAACUAACUACCAAGGAAUUUUUAAUAAACUCCUUAUACAAACCUUUUAGAAUUAUAUUUUAUGAACCCAUUGCAGUAGCAUUCGAUUUAUAUCUGGCCGUUUGUUAUGCUUUGUUUUAUCUAUUUUUCGAGGCUUUCCCGAUUGUAUUUGUUGGUUUAUACGAUUUUACCCUGGUAGAAUUAGGUCUUGCUUAUCUAGGUUUCAUUGUUACAGAUAUUUUUGCUUAUUUGGUUUUAAUAUAUUUUACAAUUAAAGUUAUCAAUCCAACUUUCCAAAAUGGAACUUUCACGCCAGAAGUAUUUUUAAUUCUACCAAUGUGCGUUAGUUGGCUAUUACCUGUAGCAUUAUUUUUCUUCGGUUGGACUGCUGGAGUUCAUUGGAUGUUACCUAUUGUUUCAGAAUUUUUCUUUGACGUCUGUGUUUUUAACUUAUUCCAAUCUACUUACGCUUAUUUGGCAUCUUGUUAUCCGAGAUAUGUGGCGUCUGUUUUCGCUGGUAAUGGAUUCUGUCAUGCUGCCUUGGCUGCAGGGUUUCCACUAUUUGGGAAAGCAAUGUUCAAUAAUCUUGGGUCAGAAAAAUAUCCUGUGGGUUGGGGCUGCUCUUUAUUAGGAUUCAUUACUCUUGGGUUGGCAACUAUUCCUUUCGUAAUUUAUAAAUAUGGGCCUUAUUUGAGAAGUAAAUCAAAAUUUUCCGGUUGA
Henningerozyma blattae CBS 6284 is the source of this 1839-nucleotide messenger RNA. RefSeq names its product MFS transporter. Gene Ontology annotation, biological process: xenobiotic detoxification by transmembrane export across the plasma membrane. The transcript has a single exon. Lineage: Eukaryota; Fungi; Ascomycota; Saccharomycetes; Saccharomycetales; Saccharomycetaceae. Bases 1 to 1839 code for a protein of 612 amino acids. Gene Ontology annotation, cellular component: membrane. The record is from RefSeq and is a predicted model, not a curated record. Gene Ontology annotation, molecular function: xenobiotic transmembrane transporter activity; fluconazole transmembrane transporter activity.